ACAUAUUAACAAAAGUAGUUUUUGAGUAUAUUGUAUACAAACAAAAUGUUUAUAGUACAGUGGUGUUUUUUAAAUAAUUAUUAAAAUUUUACUUGAAAAUCCACUAUUAUCGAUUAGCGAAUUAGACUAAAAUGCAUCUACAAAAUAUCGUUAACGGUAAUAUUGUUAUUUAGCUUUUAUGAUACAGGAUUGUUUGUUGACAUCGUGUGGGGUUUUCCCACGUGGGUGGUCUAUUUAUUGUGUAUUUUCCAUUCAAGGCGCCAAGGAGUAAUUUGAUUUUGAAAAAAAAAGUGAAUUGCAAGUAUGUUUUAUUUUAAACUUACACAAAACACAGUAACAUAAUUAUUUUAUUAAUAUAUAACAAUGAAAGUGUUUUUGUUGUUGAUAAUUUAUCCGCAUCUUGUUACUUGCGGAACAAUUCAAAGAAAAUAUUUGGAAGAAUCGCAAUUUUACGAUUCUUUUGAGACUGAAUCGACACCGCAAAAUUACAGCUUUUCGCCUCACAUCCAUCAUAAAGAAUCAAAAAAGACAAAGGAAACGUCACGAUUAAAAUUAUAUGAUUUAAAUCUUCCGUACUGCCAGAGAUCUGCAAAAUGCCAAAUUUUAAAUUUCACUACUUGCAUGGGGGCCAAAUUACCAUAUCAUAGCACAACUUUAGACCUUACUGAUUUGAAAAGUCAAGAGAAAGUACAAGAAAAACUGCAGUUAUAUAGAUAUUUAAAAUUUAUUCCUAAAUGCUGGGCAGUUAUUCAACCAUUCCUAUGUUCUUUAUACAUGCCUAAAUGUGAAGAUGAUAAAGUGGAUUUACCUUCUUAUGAAAUGUGUAAAAUUACUUUAGAGCCUUGUAAAAUUUUAUAUAACAGUUCGGUGUUUCCUGAAUUUUUCAAUUGUGAAGAUGAACGCUUGUUUCCCAUGAAUUGCAAAAAUGAUAUCCAUGAAGUUAAGUUCAAUACAACAGGUUAUUGUAUGGAUCCAUUAGUAAAGACUGACAAACAAGAAUGGUGGUAUCCUGACGUAGAAGGUUGCGGUUUGAAAUGUAAAGAUUCUCUUUAUACAGAAAAUGAACAUUAUCAAAUACACAAACUUAUAGCAUACUGUACAUUGUUUAGCAUGUUAUCGAAUAUUUUUACUAUAGCAACUUUUGUAAUUGACUGGAAAACGGCCAACAAAUAUCCAGCUCUAGCCAUAUUUUAUGUCAAUGUAUGUUUUUGUAUAUCAUAUGGAGGGUGGUUAGUACAAUUUUUAGGAAGUGAGACUAGGGAGGAUAUUGUUUGUAAAAAAGAAGGAACUUUAAGAAAAUCCGAGCCUUGUGCCACUGAAAAUUUAUCGUGUGUUAUCGUAUUUGUUAUGGUGUACUAUUUCAUGAUUGCCGGAUUGGUCUGGUUUGUCAUAUUCAGCUAUUCUUGGCAUAUGAAUUCUCUACAAGCACUAGGAAAGAUUCAAGAUAGGGUAGACAGAAAAAGGGCUUAUUUUCAUUUAGUAGCUUGGAGUUUUCCUUUGAUUUUAACAAUUACAACAAUGGCUAUCGGUGAAAUUGAUGGUGACUAUGUGACAGGUAUUUGCUUUGUGGGAUUUGUCACUAAAGCAGCCAGAGCGGGUUUACUUUUAACACCCCUAGCAGCUGCAAUGAUUGCCUCAGGAUAUAUUAUAGUUAAAGGGCUCCUACUACUUAUUAAAGUGAAAAUUGAAAGUAGAGAAAUAAUAUCUGAACAUUCCAGUAGAAAAAUUAGAUCAAAUAUUGUUAGAAUGGGAGUUUUUACUAUUUUUAUGAUAGUAUUUUGCGUAAUUACCUUCGGUUACCAUCAUUACAUUUUUGAAAAUUCAUCGCAAUGGAAUAAAAGUCUACAGGAUUAUAUUUACUGUAAAUUGACAAGUUUGAGUUCAGAUUCUACUCAUUGCAAACAAGAUUCACGUCCUAGUGUAGCGAUGCUACAAUUACAACUGUUGGCAGUCUUCGGAUCCGGUAUAGCGAUGGCUUCUUGGGUAUGGUGUGAUGCUACUUUACAUGCUUGGGGUAGAUAUAUUAGAAAAAAAUUUCAUUGUGAGAUAGAAGAACCGAUGAAACUACAAAAGCACAAAAUAAUCGCUCAAGCUUUUGCUAAAAGAAAAAAGUUCAACGAUGGGGGACAGAUAUCGAUUCUUUGUCAGCACCACACGGAUCCAGUAGGACUCCAGUUUGAAUUGAACAGCGCAGCUAGUAACGAAUUAAGUACAACAUGGGCAGCUAAUUUACCAAGAUUGGUUAAUAGAAGAGGAGCCGUACCGAAUGAAGUCGCUUAUUCGGCAUCAAGUAAUAAUCAUUCGAUGGAUAGUGAAGUCAGUUUAAAUUUCAGACAUGUCAGUAUCGAAAGUAGAAGAAACUCGGGAGAUAGUCAAGUUUCCGUUCAGAUUGCGGAACUGAAAGCUACAAGAAAGGUGAAUUCCAGAAGACACCGAAGCAAACACAGGUCGAAUAGACAGUUCAGAAGUCAUUCCAGGAAUAUAAGUCAAACAUCAAGAAGACUUUCCAAAUCCGGUACAAAACGAGAAAGUAGUACGAGUUUAGAUUCCCAUUUACAAAUAAUAAAUGCCCUAACGAAUACCGGGGAAGUUAAAGCGUUUAGACCCAAUUUGAGUAGACGUACCGGCAAUGCUGGACUUGACGGUCCUCAUAUCAAUAAUCUACUUUCAAACGGAAAACUUCGAAUUCCUUGUAACAUAACCAACGGCAAGAGUGGAAGUGAAGAUGAAAAUGUUUCGGUAACCAUAUCGGAAAGUACUUUUAACAUGAAACUAAGUAACCACGCAAACAAUUUAGAUCUCAAUGAUGAACUAGCAUUAAAAUCCCUCAGACAAGGUAUACAUAUCGAAGAAAUCGAUUCUUCCAGUGAUGCAGAUCGAUCGGAAAAAUAUAAUAAAGAUUUCGAACAAGAAAAACGUAGUAAGAAGGGAUCGGGAAGAGAUUCUCAUUCAAGUAAAAGGUCGAGGAGGUCUAAAGUUACAAGGAAGAAGUAUUCCGAAGAUUCAGAUAGUUGUCAUAUAAGAAGCGAUAGUUCCUCUUGUUCGGAAAUAAAACAACUUGUCCAGAGUUCUUUAAAUUCCGGAAAUUCUGUUUGCGUCGAUAAAAAUCGAGGAUCGAGACAAUCGAAGACGUCCAUAGACGUUGCGGUUCAAGCAAAUGCUCAAGAUUUAGAUAACGAACUUAAAAAUAUGAAGAAGACCGAAAAUGAGAAACAUAAAAGUAAACAAACUAAAACGAAAGAAAAUAGAUAUAGGAAGGCGAGGAGAAGCUCGGAAAUCGAAACUAAUAAAAAGAGAAGAAUCUCCAAGGAGAAAUAUAAAAAUUGUGGCAGCUCCCAAGAAAGGGAAUCUCUUAAUAGAGAUACCGAUGAAGAAAAUUUAUUGGAUCGGAAGUGUAAAAUCGAUAUAAAAAAAAUGCAACAAUUAGUUUAAUAUCAAUAGUUGUUGCUGUCCUUUAAUAAGAAUCUAGUUUUACUUUUUUAUUAUUAAAAUUUUGGAGUUUACCUCCGAUAUUACUCUGAUCUCAAAUUUAAAGACUAAAAUUUUUCUACUGAACACAAAACUUUAUACAAACACACCAAUAAUCAUAAUUACAUCCUUAAUCCUUAGAUACUUUAAUAAAUGAUUGAUUUAAAUCCGGCUCGAAGGACCAAAGUUAGUGUAUUCAGUAGUAAUAUCACCAAUUCCAAAUUAGGGACAUUUUUUCCUUCCUUUACACACUACUUACUAUCUUGAAAUCAAUAUUCUUGAUUACACUUUUUUUGAUCCUUGAAGAUUUCCAUAAAUAACUGGUUUAAAUCCGGCUCGAAGAACCAAAGUUUUAUAGCGUAUUCAGUAUGAAUCUCACCAAGUCCAGAUUGAUAUUUUUUUCUUCUGAACAAACUAUUUACUACCAUUGUAUCGAUACUCUUAAUUACACUUUUUCAUUCUUGGGAACUUAUGUUGGUGGUUAUUAUAAAUCCGGCUCGAAGGACCAGAGUUGAAGUGCUAACUUUCCUACUGAAGACACUAUUUACCACCAUUGCACCAAUAAUCUCAAUUACACAUUUUGGUCCUUGGAGACUUCUAUAAGUGGCUAAUUUAAAUACGGCUCGAAGGACCAAACUCGAUUGUUAUCAUUUUUAUAUACACCAUAUUUAAUUAUUUGUAUGCAUAUUUGUGAUUUUUACAUUUUUGUAAUAUAAAUAUAUUUUAAGAUAAUGUCCAUUAUUUUCAAAAAAAACCCAUUUCCAUCAACAACCUUCAGUUGCAUAUAUAUUCAAAGUAUUCACCUAUUCAGUGAAACUAAUUAAUUGUGAAUCACAUUUGACUAUAGAAAUGCCUCCUUUGACCACUGCAGCUAAUAUGCCUCUUUGACUGUCUAUAAAUUAGACUCCUUUGAGAACUAGCCUAUGAACUGUAGGGAUUUGUCCCCCUGUUUAGUAAAUUAGCCUCAUUUGACAACUAUGCUAUGAACUUUAGCUAAUAUACUUCUUUUUCCGUCUGUAAAUUAGGCUCCUUUGAGAACUAUGCUCUGAACUGUAAAAAAAUGCCCCCCUGUCCUGUAAAUUUGCCUCCUUUGAGAACUAAUAUGUACUAGUAUCUAGACAUAAACUCAAUCUACAAAUAAAACUUUUCUGGAAGAGUAUCAUUAUUAGUUUGUUAUAAACUUUCUCAAUAUGAAGAAUCAUUUUAUUACUUACAAUUUAUGUA
Molecule: messenger RNA, 4692 nt
Organism: Diorhabda sublineata
Lineage: Eukaryota; Metazoa; Arthropoda; Insecta; Coleoptera; Chrysomelidae
Gene: smo
Product: protein smoothened
Exons: 8
Coding region: 364-3432 (1022 amino acids)
Biological process (GO): smoothened signaling pathway; positive regulation of smoothened signaling pathway; central nervous system development
Cellular component (GO): plasma membrane; dendrite; cilium
Molecular function (GO): patched binding; transmembrane signaling receptor activity
Source: RefSeq, a predicted model, not a curated record